AUGAAAUGUCCACCACAGGUCUGCCCACUGCAACUUGAGGACACCGACAUCUAUCAAUUCUUCACUGCGGCUUGUGUAACUGCCGAUCUGCCGGGCGAGGAGAACGUCAAGGUUGGCUUCACUACCCAGCCCACAGAAAUUGCCAGACGGCAUCCAGAUAAGUGUUUGGUCAUCAAACAGGGUGAGGUGAAGACCACCAAGGAUCUGUUCGAGGCAGGUCCCGAAGCAGAGCACCCCCACUAA
Dibothriocephalus latus is the source of this 243-nucleotide messenger RNA. Lineage: Eukaryota; Metazoa; Platyhelminthes; Cestoda; Diphyllobothriidea; Diphyllobothriidae. The record is from the annotation of a GenBank genome assembly.